AUGUUUGGAAACACACUCAAAAACUACCAGGGCGAGUGGGGAGAGAUUAAAAUACCUCAUUUUCAUCCCAACACGCAUGAAUGCUACGCCAUUAUCCAAGGAAGUUCUCGUUUGGCUUUGGGGCGGGCAAGAGAGGAUGAGAGCACCGACGGCGUCGAAGUUGACGUCCGUGUGGGGGAUGUGAUUGUAAUCCCAGCAGGCGUUUCACACAGGUCGCUCAGGUCUGAAGGUGGGUUCAGAUACAUUGGAGUAUAUCCUAAGGACGCUCCACGCUGGCGGAAUAACCAUUGCAAAGGCGAGGAAUCCAUGAGAGCAUUAGCCGAGGAAAUCAAAAACGUGCCAGUCCCCGACUUCGACCCCGUAUUUGGAGCCAAUGGUCCCUUGAGUAGAAUUUGGAAAUCAAAACUAGUUGGAGACCGCGCGAAGAUUUGA
Bipolaris victoriae FI3 is the source of this 432-nucleotide messenger RNA. RefSeq lists its product as hypothetical. The transcript is spliced from 3 exons. Lineage: Eukaryota; Fungi; Ascomycota; Dothideomycetes; Pleosporales; Pleosporaceae. Bases 1 to 432 code for a protein of 143 amino acids. The record is from RefSeq and is a predicted model, not a curated record.